Messenger RNA from Tetranychus urticae (two-spotted spider mite), 2568 nucleotides. RefSeq names its product mitochondrial ribosome recycling factor 2 (gene mRRF2). Lineage: Eukaryota; Metazoa; Arthropoda; Arachnida; Trombidiformes; Tetranychidae. Gene Ontology annotation, biological process: mitochondrial translation; ribosome disassembly. Gene Ontology annotation, molecular function: GTP binding; GTPase activity. Gene Ontology annotation, cellular component: mitochondrion. The record is from RefSeq and is a predicted model, not a curated record.
UGACACAAAAAUAUUGAGAAGUUAUGCCAAAGAGAAACACAUUAAUGUCGUAAUUGCUAUACGACUAUGUUAAUUACUUUUGGUGUUUUAAUUAUAUUUGAUGUUUAGUAGAAAAAUAAAACCGUUUUUUCAUCCUUUCAUUCGCUUUUCGCUAAAUCAGUCAAGCAAAUGCUCAUCUUUAAAGGCUGCUACUUCAUCAAUAGAUGACAGUAUUUCUAAAAUUAGAAAUGUUGGUUUCAUCGCUCAUAUCGAUGCUGGCAAGACGACGACCACUGAAAGGCUCCUCUACUAUUCAGGACGUAGUUCAUCUAUGGGUGAAGUUCAUCAAGGUGACACUGUGACAGAUUACAUGGUACAAGAACGAGAACGCGGUAUUACCAUUACCUCUGCAUCUACGACUUUCUUAUGGAAAAAACAUAAAGUUAAUUUACUCGAUACUCCUGGUCAUGUUGAUUUUAUUAUUGAGGUUGAAAGGUGUUUAAAUGUUUUAGAUUCAGCAAUUGUUAUUCUUGAUUCGGCAAGUGGAGUUGAAGCUCAAACAACAACUGUCUGGCAACAAGCUAACCGGUACAAUUUACCAAGAAUAAUCUACGCUAAUAAAAUGGAUAGACCAAAUGCUAAUUUAAAUAUGUGUUUAGAGUCUUUAUCUAAAUUAAAUGCCAACCCUGUUCUCGUUCAUUUACCUUUUUACGUCGAAAAACGUUUCACCGGAUUAAUCGAUUUACCGACUCUUUCGUUAUAUUCCUGGGCCAAUUCCAGUUCCAACGAUGAUGGCAGCAACUUUUCGGUUGAACAAUUAACCAAAGAUCACCCAUCUUGGCACGAGAGCUUGCAAGCUAGAGAAAAGUUGAUCGAGAUUUUAUCGGAUUGUGACAAUGACAAUGAACAACUCAGUGAAUCUGUGAUCACAGCGAGUAUUAGUCAAAUUCCAUCUUCUAUAAUAAUUAAUUCAAUUAGAAGAUCUGUCUUAAGAAAUAGACUGAAUCCAGUUCUGCUUGGAAGUUCUUACAAAAAGAUUGGUGUCCAACCUCUAUUAGAUGCUUUCUUACGAUACCUCCCAUCGCCAGUCGAAAGACCCAAUGCACUUUCGAAGUAUUAUGCAGACAAUUUUUGUGCCUCUGCUUUCAAAGUUAUUCAUCAUGAAAAUUUUGGUCCUUUGACGUUUCUGCGUCUCUACUCAGGAAGCUUAACUUAUCCAACCAAGGUUUACAACAUUAACCGAAAUAUUUCUGAGAAAAUAACGAGAAUUUUCAUACCAUUCGCUGACCAAUUCAAAGAGACCCAAACUGCUAAAUUUGGUGAUAUCGUUGCAGUUUCAGGUUUGAGUAAAACUGUCACAGGUGAUACAUUAACCAUAUCUGAAAAGAUUGCUGAUCAGGCAAGAAAAAGCUAUGCACAAGAUAACUCACUUCAAUUGGAUGAAUGUAAACCUGUUUUCGCUGGAAUCCAAAUUCCUGAUCCAGUUUUUUUCUGCACAAUUGAAGCACCUUCUAGGUCGAAGCAAAAAGAUUUAGAUAAGGCCUUAGAAAAUCUUACCCGAGAAGAUCCAUCUUUAACUGUUACGAAUGAUACAAAUUCUGGUCAAACCAUUUUAAGUGGAAUGGGCGAGCUUCAUCUCGAGAUUGUUAAAGAUAGGAUUCUCCGAGAAUACAAAGUUGACGCGGAAUUGGGUCCAUUGCGAAUAUCUUAUCGUGAGACUCCGUUAACAUCAUCCGAGGAGACUAAAUCGGUGAAUAAAGCAUUUGGCGGAGUUAAUAAUUUUGUCUCAAUGAAACUUGGAAUACACCCAUCAUCUAGAAGUGAUUCAAAAUUUAACCUAAAAGUCGUUGUUACUCAGGAUAAUGAUUUAGGAAAGUUGCGAACAGACAGAUUAAAAGCUAUUGAGAAUGGCAUUGAAAUGGGUUUAUCUUUUGGGCCAUUGUGCAGUUUUCCCGUGAUUGGUGUAGACGUUGAAUUAUUGGAAUUUAGAUGUUCACGAGCAACUCUGCAAUCUUUCGUCAGUUCAGUUGCUUCUGAAACAAUUCUUGCUGCGUUAUCCAAAGCUUCAAUGGCUUUAUUAGAGCCUAUUAUGCUUCUUGAAAUAACCUUGCCCAACAAAUAUUAUGGUAAAGUUUUAUCUGAUAUCUCAAAUCGACGUGGUCAGUUGCUCAAUGAAAUCAAUCGCACAGGUGAUUAUCGAACCAUUGAAGCGUUGACUCCUUUGUCGGAACUCUACUCUUAUUCAUCUUAUUUACGCACUUUGACUUCAGGAACUGCUAUUUUAUCGAUGAAAUUGGAUUCAUAUCAGAAAAUGAAUUCGAGUCAACAAGAAAAAGUUCUCGAGAAAUUAAAAGAAAUUUAAUUUCUUAAAGUAAUAUCCCACCAAAUGUGCAUUAAACUAUCGUUGUAGUAUCUAUAAAUAUUUAAAUACAUUUAAUAAUUUAUUCUAAAUCUAAUUCGACUUCAUAUUGUAAUUCUAAUAUUGUAUCAAAACCAGAUUAAAACUUCAUUUUCAAAGAUGUAUCUGAUACAGCAUUGUAUAUUAUGUAUUAAAUAAAGGCUCAAUGAAUAUGACAGUUAUUGAAAUGU